Messenger RNA from Coprinopsis cinerea okayama7#130, 867 nucleotides. RefSeq lists its product as hypothetical. The transcript is spliced from 4 exons. The record is from RefSeq and is a predicted model, not a curated record. The coding region runs from base 1 to 759 and encodes 252 amino acids. Lineage: Eukaryota; Fungi; Basidiomycota; Agaricomycetes; Agaricales; Psathyrellaceae.
AUGUCGUACGCCUCUGUCGCUGCUCAGAACGUCCCGCCACAGGAAAAGUGGCCUCAGCCUGACCCCGCCCUUCUCAACACAACGCCCCCAACAGACCACACCGUCGUAGACGACGCUGCCAAGGUCAAUGUCGUCGGUCCUGACUUCAAGGAGAACCCCCAUACCGCCUUUGAGGAAAACAUUAGACGCAAUGUCUCCACCUCCGAAAGCGAAGGCGACGACGACCGUGGCGAUGGUUCCAAGAGACGAAAGCACCGACGCCACCGCAAGCACCACCCUCAGACGCUGUGGGACCAGGCGACCGAGUAUCUCCUGAGACCAGGCGUCGCUGGCGGCCUGGUUGGAAUCGCAAACGUGGGGUUGUUGACGGGCGUUGGGUAUACAUUCUACUCGAAACCGUUGCUUCGACGUGACCCUGCGGCAAUCAGCACGGCCGCUGUGUCUACCCUUGCACUAUUGUUUGCGGAAGGAUAUCUCGCAGAGCAAUACUCUGAGACACCUGAAGGACAAAGGCAAGUCCGCCGGGCCAAGGACAAGACCAGUGCUUUGGCCCGCUAUGUCGAUGAUCUCAUACAUCGAACCACCACCCUCAAUGUUCUCGUCGGCACUUUGAAUACCGCAGUCGUUGGCGGCAUUGGGUACGUUGCCUAUGCCAAUUGGGAUCGCCCAUGGAACCGCAGCACAGUUUCGACUGUCGCCGCUGGGGCUCUGGCUCUCUUGGGCUUUGACGGGUAUCUUUUGGAGCAGUACAGGGAGUAGAACAGAGUUUUUGUAAUUUAUUUAGCUUUUGUAAUUCCCUUUGUUGUGAUGUAUUUGGUCUCUGAGGAUAGGCGCGAAAAAUCUACUCGGAUUGAUUUGAUCUCGUUA